Messenger RNA from Carassius carassius (crucian carp), 1517 nucleotides. Its product is annotated as hydroxycarboxylic acid receptor 2-like. Bases 287 to 1252 code for a protein of 321 amino acids. The transcript is spliced from 2 exons. Gene Ontology annotation, biological process: G protein-coupled receptor signaling pathway. Gene Ontology annotation, cellular component: membrane. Gene Ontology annotation, molecular function: G protein-coupled receptor activity. NCBI's taxonomy places the organism in Eukaryota, Metazoa, Chordata, Actinopteri, Cypriniformes, Cyprinidae. The record is from RefSeq and is a predicted model, not a curated record.
CUAUUUGGUAUCUCUUUCUGAUGAAAUUCGGUGGGACGUAUGGUCUGCUGACAGCUUCAUUUGUCGACUAACAGAGCAUCUCCUCUGGAGUUUUUCAGUUCGUGACACCAGGCAUUUAUUGUAGCUCCUCACCAGGUAGAGACUUGAAUGUUAGGAAGAGGAGGUGCUUUUCCUUCAGGUCUGAGCAGCUUUAAAAAUGCUCUGCUUUGGCAGAACAGACGUUCACAGCUGUGUCGUCUACUUACAUUAGAAAUCGCUUUGGACCCGGAAUCAAAAUUUGGAGAAUAUGAACUCCACCAUAGAGCCAACACCGGACACCAUCGACAAAGACUGUCAGGAGAACGUUGACCAAAAUCGAGUGCUGUAUAUUUUCUACUCUUCUGUGGUAGUGGUGGAGUUUAUCUUGGGUUUCCUGCUGAACACUACAGUUAUCCAUCUCUUCAUCUUCAAGCUCAAGUUCUGGAAAUCUAAGACCAUUGACAUUUUCCUGUUCAAUCUGGUCCUGGCUGAUAUUUUGUUGCUGAUUGGAUUGCCCGUAAAGGCAUAUAACUUUCAGCAAUGCAGUGAACAGAAAGUAGUGUGCAAAGUACAGCUCUUUCUGCAGUUUAUAAACCGAGGAGCCAGCAUUGCCUUCCUGACAAUCAUCUCCAUUUAUCGAUAUUUCAGCGUGGUCCAUCCUGGGAGGAGGAAAGUUCGGAGUAUUUUGAAACGAUCACCCCAGAUUUCUGUAUUCAUCUGGGUGCUGCUGGGAAUUUUGACCAUUCCGGCCAUGUUUCAAAGUUUUAUCAGAUGCAACAGCAGUGAAAAAGAUGAGAAACUCACCGCCAUUGUUAUAUUGAGGGAAAUUGUGUUUUUUACUCAGAUUUUCAUCCCCUUUUUUGUUCUUGUGUACUGCUCCAUACGGAUUAUCAAAAGACUCCAACAGAAGUCAGUGGGCGACAAGACUAAACUCUGGAGAGCAAUGUUCCUCGUCACUUCAGUGGUUUUCGUCUUUGCUGUCUGCUUCUUGCCAUAUGCCUUUACAAGAGCAGUGCAACUAAAGAUCAGUGGGCUUGUGAUGAAAGAGGAAAAAGUUACUGUUGUUAAACUUUUUGAUGGGCUUCUUUGUCUCUCUUAUCUGAACUGUCUGCUGGAUCCGAUCCUGUACUGCCUGAGCAGCAGUAAAUUUAAGAAGCUGUAUAUAUCAAUGUAUCUUCCCUUCCUGCUGGAGAAGGAGAAACCAGAAAGUUCAGAAGAUACUGCAGAUGACUGAUCCAAGUAAAAAAGAAUAUGCUUUGAAAAGGAUGUUGGGAGAAUUUCAGUCAGUUUCUUGCAAUUGCAUUUUUCUAAAACAUUUUGAACAGUAAAUGGGUAGUCGUCACAUUGAGUAUCAUGUCUAAGAUUUAUUUAUUUUUAAAAUGUGUUUAAAAAAAAGAAAAGUCUGGAUUUUAUGUUACAAUUUUUUAGGAAUGUAUAAAUUGCAAAAAAUGUAUGUUUUUAGGCACUGUGACCAUUAUAAAUCACAUUUGUUUUCUGCA